Pyrenophora tritici-repentis Pt-1C-BFP is the source of this 1209-nucleotide messenger RNA. RefSeq names its product Asp multi-domain protein. The record is from RefSeq and is a predicted model, not a curated record. Gene Ontology annotation, biological process: proteolysis. Gene Ontology annotation, molecular function: aspartic-type endopeptidase activity. Lineage: Eukaryota; Fungi; Ascomycota; Dothideomycetes; Pleosporales; Pleosporaceae.
AUGGCGAUAAUCGCCUUCACUGGCGCAGUUUUUGCCUCUCCCGUUCAAAUUGAGAAGCGCUCUGCCUUCACCGUCGAGCAAGUGUUACGCUCUAUUCGUCUCAAGAACGGCCCGGCCCAGAUUGUCAAGACUCUCAACAAGUAUGGCAAGGAGAUUCCCGCCCACCUCGUCAAGGCUGCCGAAUACAUGGCGAACAACACUGUCGUGACUGCUGCGCUCGAAAGUGGAACCGUGGCCGCCAAUCCGCUCGGCCGAUAUGAUGAACUAUACCUGAGCCCAGUCGUCGUUGGUGGCAAAAUUCUCCACCUCGAUAUCGACACUGGCAGCGCCGAUCUGUGGGUUUAUUCAUCCCUCCAGUCCAGUCACCAGGUUGGUGCCCAUGGCUUCUACAUUACCAACCCGGCCAAGCUCAUGUACGGUUACGACUGGGAGGUCUCCUACGCCGAUGGUUCAAGUGCAUAUGGCGUGGUCUAUAUCGACACUGUCAGCAUUGGCGGUGUUACGGCUACUUCCCAAGCCGUCGAGGCCGCCAGCACCGUCUCUAAAUCUAUUAGGGAAAUGGAAGACAUUGACGGUGUGCUCGGUCUUGGCUUCGGCUCCCUCAACACAGUCUUGCCCAAAAGGCAGAGGACAUUCUUCGAUAGUGUCAAGUCCCAUCUUGCCAUGCCAUUAUUCGCUGCUCAACUCAGGUACCAUGGUCAAGGUAGCUAUGACUUUGGCUUCAUCGACUCGAGCAAGUACACUGGACCCAUCACAUACGUUCCCGUAGACAACAGCAGGGGCCAUUGGGGCUUCAUAUCUACUGGAUAUAGCAUUGGCACAGGCGAUAAUAUCAACUGGAAGAUCGAUGCUAUCCUUGACACUGCCACAACUCUGGUCUUCCUUGACACCAAUAUCGUCGAAAAGUACUACUCCCAGAUCAAGGGCGGGAGGUUUAGUAGAAGUUCAGGGGGUUUCGUCUUCUCCUGCGAGGAGACCCCGCCCGAUUUCGCCAUCAUCGUCGGUGGAGUCAAGCAAAACAUUCCCGGCGCCUACAUCAACUACGCACCCCUCGGCAACGGCAAGUGCUUCGGUGGUCUCCAGUCCAACGCCGGUAUUGGCUUCAGCAUCUUAGGUGACGUCUUCUUGAAGAGCAAGUACAUCAUAUUUGACCAGACCACCAAUGAUCCCAGGGCUGGUUUCGCCCAGCAGGUCGGUAUACCUCACUAG